AUGGCCCCGCAGGCCCCCUUCUUGUUCCUUGGUGGCUGGGGCGUCUGUGUUUUCCUUCGAGUCAUCUCAGCCCUCGGCUCGAUCGAUGAUGACGAUGACGAUGAUGAUGAUGAUGAUGAUGAUGAUGAUGUCUCAUGCGUGGAGUACAUGUUGAUGAAAGUAUUGAAACCCGAGAAAAUCAGAUUGGCGAUGGGUUAA
This is a messenger RNA of Penicillium daleae, 198 nucleotides long. RefSeq lists its product as uncharacterized. The record is from RefSeq and is a predicted model, not a curated record. Bases 1 to 198 code for a protein of 65 amino acids. Lineage: Eukaryota; Fungi; Ascomycota; Eurotiomycetes; Eurotiales; Aspergillaceae. The transcript has a single exon.